AUGGCCUUAAUUGGAUCUAUUGAACACUUCAAAGGGGGAGCAGAGGAGUUUGAAAUGUAUGUCGAACGAGUCGAACAUUUGUUCAAAGACAAUGCUGUCGUGGACGAAAUGAAAGUGUCUAUGUUCAUAACAUUAGCAGGUCCAGUCGUGUAUGGAACACUCAAAAGUUUAAUUACUCCACUCACACCCAGUAAUAAAACAUACGAACACCUUAUAGAUAUAUUAAAGAAGCAUUACCUUCCUAAAAAGUCUGAAAUCAGUGAACGGUUCCGAUUCAAUAAGUGUAAUCAGCGUCCAGACCAAACUGUAAGUGAUUACAUAGUUAAACUUCACAAGUUAGCAAGCACUUGUAAAUUUGGUACGUUCUUAGAGGAGGCUCUGAGAGACAGGCUAGUAUGUGGUUUGAAGUCAGAGAUUUUGCAGAUGAAGCUGUUGUCUCAAAUGGGCUUGACAUUUAAUAAUGCAUGUGUUAUUGCUCAGGCUAGUGAGAUAGCUGAAAGAGAAGCUCGAAUGCUUGCUAAUAGUGAGGAAGUGCAAGAUAUUCAUAAAGUCAGUGGUUCAAAGUCCUUCAGUCAGAAGUCAAGUCAGUCGACAUAUUGUCCUGAGUAUGGAAAUGGUCACAAACAUGAUGAGAGCUCACAAGGGAAUGCCAAGUCAGGUCAGAAUAGGAGACAAGUUUCAAAGUCGAAGUGUCAUAGAUGUGGUAGGUUCCACAAUCCUGAAACAUGUCCUGGCAGAGAGUGGUCAUGUUUCCGAUGUAAGAAGCAGGGACAUACAUGA
Messenger RNA from Leptinotarsa decemlineata (Colorado potato beetle), 780 nucleotides. RefSeq lists its product as uncharacterized. NCBI's taxonomy places the organism in Eukaryota, Metazoa, Arthropoda, Insecta, Coleoptera, Chrysomelidae. The record is from RefSeq and is a predicted model, not a curated record.